This is a messenger RNA of Diorhabda carinulata, 3255 nucleotides long. RefSeq names its product DNA excision repair protein ERCC-6-like. Gene Ontology annotation, molecular function: ATP binding; ATP-dependent chromatin remodeler activity. Lineage: Eukaryota; Metazoa; Arthropoda; Insecta; Coleoptera; Chrysomelidae. The record is from RefSeq and is a predicted model, not a curated record. The transcript has 14 exons. Gene Ontology annotation, biological process: transcription-coupled nucleotide-excision repair. Bases 136 to 3168 code for a protein of 1010 amino acids. Gene Ontology annotation, cellular component: nucleus.
ACAUCUUUAACCACUGUUAACUUGUGGCUGCGGAUGUAUCAAAGUUGUCAUUUAUAUAAAAAUUAAUAUUGAAGUUGUUCUUGUGUAUUAGGUAUUGGAUAUUAUUCAAAUUUCUUUAUUAAAAAUACAUUCAUAAUGGAAAAGGAGGAUGAUUUAAAGAGUAUAUUUCUUAAAGAAAAUGUAAAUGUAUGGUCAGAAAAGCAAUCUACUUUAGAAGAACAGGCAUUGAAAGAAUUAGAAAUUGUUGCUAGAGAAAACACUGAGAAACAAAACGUCGAUAUUUCGGAUAAACAAAAAUGUAUAAACGUAGCAACAGUUUCACUAGAUAUAAAUAGUUAUAUUCAACGACAACAAAAUUUAAAAAAGAGACAAGAUUUUAAUAGAUCUCUGAAUGAGGUUAGUUGUAAAACUACAAAAAUAGCUAAAAAAAGACAAAAGGUUAACGCAACUAUUGAUACUGAUAAUUAUUUGAUGGCUGAUGAUAAAGGGGAAGACAAAUUUGAAACUGACAAGGAAAGUAAUGAGACGGAAUCAGGAAGUGAAUAUGUACCAUCUGAUUUAGAUUGUGAGAGUGAUAAGGAACAUUAUAAUUUUUCCGUUUCCCAAAAACAAACAAAACGAAAAAGAUCUGAAAAUAAUAUCAAAAAAAUUAUAGAUGACGGAAUUUUAGAAAAUUACCAAUCACGCCUUGAUAAUUAUUAUAAAAAAUUAGAAGAUGAAGAACUAUUAAAAAAAUUAGAAGGUACUUGUAAUGAGGACGUUGAAUAUCAUAUGCUUAAAGGAGGUUUAAAAGUUACCAUCAAUAUUUGGAAUAAAUUAUAUACAUAUCAACAGGAUUCAUUGAAAUGGUUGUGGAAAUUGCACACAAAAAGUUCGGGAGGUUUAUUGGGUGAUGAAAUGGGAUUGGGAAAAACAGUACAAAUAAUUGCAUUUUUACAUUCCUUGGAAUAUAGUAAAAUCAGCUCUUGUCAUGGCAGGUUUAUUGGCUUGGGCCCUUCUUUAAUAGUAUGUCCAGCUACUGUUAUUUAUCAGUGGCUUAAGCAUUUUCAGGAAUGGGCACCAGAAUUUCGUGUUGCAAUACUUCACCAGUCUGGAAGUUUUCAUGGUAACAAAGCAACUUUGAUUAAAGAAAUGCACAAAAGCAAAGGAAUCAUCAUUACAACUUAUUUGGGUGUCAUUAAAUACCAAACAAAUUUGUUGGAUUACAAUUGGCAUUAUAUCAUACUUGACGAGGGUCACAAAAUUCGAAACCCAACUGCCAAAGCCACUGUUGCAAUCAAACUGUUCAAAACUCCGCAUCGUAUUAUGUUAACGGGUAGUCCCAUGCAAAAUGAUUUGACUGAGUUAUGGAGUUUGUUAGAUUUCACCAACCCCGGAUUAUUAGGGAAUUUAAAAACAUUCCAAGAGCAUUUUUCAACUCCAAUUCUGCAUGGUGGUUUUGCUAAUUCUACACCAAUGCAGGAAGCAACGGCUUUAUCAGUGGCUAGCAUUUUAAAAGAUUUGAUAUCUCCUUAUUUAUUAAGACGAAGUAAACAGGAAGUACAACAUCACAUUUUGUUACCAAAUAAGACAGAACAAGUAUUAUUUUGUUCCCUUUCUGAUGAACAAAAAUUGUUGUAUAAAGAAUAUUUAAUGGACGAUGAUGUAAGUCAUAUUUUGGGCAAAGGAGUUAAAAAUUGGGCAGCUGAUAAUCAUGUGAGAGCCAGAGUAUUUGUAGCCAUAACAAAACUUAGAAAAAUUUGUAAUCAUCCAGACAUAUAUUUAUCUGAAACCAAGGAUGAUGAGACAAGUAUGUCAUCGACCUUUGGAAAUUAUAAAAAGUCCGGAAAAAUGAUUGUGGUAUCCGCUUUAUUGAAAAUCUGGAAGAAAGAAGGUCACAGGGUAUUACUUUUCACACAAACUCGAUCAAUGAUCAAAAUAUUUAAAGAUUUUUUGAACGAACAAGGUUAUAAAUAUUUAAAAAUGGAUGGAACGACUCCAAUAAGCAGCCGACAACCGAUGAUACAAACCUUCAACACUGAUUCUAGUUAUGAUGUUUUUCUUCUGACAACUCGAGUAGGUGGAUUGGGCGUUAAUUUAACAGGGGCCGAUCGUGUCAUAAUUUAUGAUCCAGAUUGGAAUCCAGCAACAGAUACACAAGCGCGAGAAAGGGCAUGGAGGAUAGGACAAGAUAAACAGGUUACUAUUUACAGGCUGUUGGCAGCGGGAACAAUAGAAGAGAAGAUGUAUCAGAGACAAGUGUGGAAGCAACUUCUCAGUAACAAAAUACUAGUGGAUCCUGCGACAAACAAAUUCUUCAAAUCUUCCGAUUUAUUCGAUUUGUUUUCUUUACAAGAAAGUAAUCAAGAUACUAAUCCGGAAACUGUUAAUAUUUUUCAUAAUUCUAGAGUAAGAAUUCAAGAGAAGCUAAAAGAAAAGAAAAGUAAAAGAAAAUCGAAAAAAUCGGACACAUUUUUUAGUGAAGAUAAAAUUCAACAAAUGAAACUAUUGGCUCAACAAAUAGCGAGAAGUUUAACCAAGAAACCGACUAACCUACAAAUCGAAUUGAAUGCCGAAAAGAUGGAAAAACAGGAAGAACGCCAAGAAAUGAAAACCUUAGAUGUGGGAGAAUUGUUGAGAUAUAACAAAGAAAAAGAAAUGUAUCAGGGCACCAAUGAGUUUGUCAAUAAAAUUGAUGAUUGUGAAGCGGUUGUUGGUUUUUCAGAAGCUUUGGAAUAUUCGGAGAAAACGGCCAAAUUACAUAAUAAUUUGAAAAGCGGUAAAGAUAUUAAUAAGAUUGUAAACCAUGUCAAAAAAGCGAAACGUAGUGUAACUAAAACGCCGGUCAAACUUAUAACCGAGUUCAAGAAAAGGAAAAGGGAUAAAAGUGACAUGGUUGAUACUUCAGGCAAGGUAGACGGAGAAAAAAUCGAAGGAGUAGUUAGGAGAGAAAUUAAAAAAAACAAACGGAAACAUAAAAAUCCUUCAGGUGUGAAUAAACAACAGGAUGAUUUCAUAUUGGGGAAAUUGUUUCAAAAGAAAGGUGUUUUUGGUGCUGUACAACAUGAUUCAGUAAUUCAAGAAUAUUCUCGAAAUAAUAAUUUAAAAAUUCGUACAGAGGCUAAAAUGAAAGCAGAACAAUCAUUGGAAGCGCUUAGAAAGUCCAGAAUUGAUAAUUGGAAAUGGUAGUGAUAUUUUUUUUGUUUUUUUUAAUAUUUGUUAUUUGAAUAGUUACCUCGUUUGUAUUCUAUGAAAUAAAAAUAUAUAUUUUGUAAA